Wasmannia auropunctata (little fire ant) is the source of this 819-nucleotide messenger RNA. Its product is annotated as odorant receptor 13a-like. Bases 1 to 819 code for a protein of 272 amino acids. Gene Ontology annotation, biological process: sensory perception of smell; detection of chemical stimulus involved in sensory perception of smell. Gene Ontology annotation, molecular function: odorant binding; olfactory receptor activity. The record is from RefSeq and is a predicted model, not a curated record. Lineage: Eukaryota; Metazoa; Arthropoda; Insecta; Hymenoptera; Formicidae. Gene Ontology annotation, cellular component: plasma membrane. The transcript is spliced from 5 exons.
AUGAACAGCGUGGCCAAUCUGUCGCAUCGUUUCUCCAAUUUGAUUAUCGGCCUGCACUCCACGGCCGUGCUGUUCUACGGCAUCGGCGUCGUCGCCCUGCGCAGCGACGACGCCGCCGAUCCUGCCGAUCGUGAACUUUUUCUCAAGAUGGAGUUACCCUUCGAGAGUGGCACGUCGCCAAUUUACGAGGUCGUCAUGACCACGCAAUUCCUGCAUCAGAUGACGGCCGCCACCGUGAUCGGCGUGCUCAGCGCGCUGCUCGUUACGCUGGUGCUCCAUGUGGGCGGUCAAAUAGACAUUUUGCGGGAAAAAUUAUUGAAAAUUUUAUCAAAGAAAAAGAAACCAACUAUCUCCAUGAUCUCAAUAGGCCCGUUAAUUCGAAGACAUCAAAACAUCAUUGUUUUCACCGGAAAGAUUGAGAGCCUGUACUCGUAUAUCGCGCUGGCCCAAUUCAUAUCGAACACCCUCGUUAUUUGCUGUUUGGGCUUUAUCAUCGUAAAUUCGAUCGGCGCCAGUCAAGGCUCCUCUAUGUUAGUGAGAUCUCUUUUGUUUUACAUCGUCAUUAAUUUAGAAGCGUUUAUCUUUUGUUUCGCCGGCGAAUACCUAAGUGUCAAGAGCAAAACGAUCGGCGACGCAGCAUACGAAUCUCUGUGGUACGAUUUAACUCCGAGCGAGAAUCGAAUCCUGCUAUUUCUGAUAAUGAGGUCACAAAAACAAUUGACGAUCACCGUCGGCAGAUUCACAAAUCUCUCUUUGCAACAGUUCGCAAACAUCAUUAAAUCGUCAGCGUCAUACGUUUCGGUGCUACACGCGUUGUAA